UCGGCGCAUCGGCGCGAUGUCCGGGGACAGCAGCGGCCGCCGGCCCGAGGGCCAGGGCCGGGGCCGGGGCCGCGACCCGCACCGGGACCGCACCCGCUCCCGCUCCCGCUCGCGGUCCCCGCUGUCGCCCGUGUCCCGCCGCGGCGCCGCGCCCGAGCGCAGGGAGGCCCCGGAGCGCCCGAGCCUGGAGGACACGGAGCCGUCGGAUUCCGGGGACGAGAUGGUGGACCCCGCGAGCCUGGAGGCGGAGACCGACCACGGCCUGUGCCGCCAGAUCCGCCAUCAGUACCGGGCGCUCAUCAACUCGGUCCAACAAAACCGGGAGGAUAUACUGAAUGCCAGCGACAAAUUAACAGAGGUCCUUGAAGAGGCCAACACUCUGUUUAAUGGAGUGUCCCGAGCAAGAGAAGCAGUCCUAGAUGCCCAGUUUCUCGUUUUGGCUUCAGAUUUGGGCAAAGAGAAAGCAAAGCAACUGCGUUCUGAUCUGAACUCGUUUGAUAUGUUAAGAUAUGUUGAAACUCUACUGACACAUAUGGGUGUAAAUCCACUAGAAGCUGAAGAACUCAUCCGUGAUGAAGAUAGUUCUGAUUUUGAAUUCAUAGUCUAUGACUCCUGGAAAAUAUCAGGCAAAACAGCAGAAAACACCUUUAAUAAAACCCAUACAUUCCACUUUCUGUUGGGUUCAAUACAAGGAGAGUUCCCUGUGCCAAAGCCACGAAGUGAACGUCCAAGAAAAGGUCCCACGACAGAAGAGAAGAAGACAAUGCCUGACCAGUUAAGUGAAAUGGAAGAAUCCCAUCAAGAAGCGACAGAGAAAGAAGUGGAAAGAAUUCUGGGAUUGUUGCAGACGUAUUUCCGAGAAGAUCCUGAUACUCCUAUGUCGUUCUUUGAUUUUGUGGUUGAUCCACAUUCUUUCCCCCGAACAGUGGAAAACAUCUUUCAUGUUUCCUUCAUUAUAAGGGAUGGUUUUGCAAGAAUAAAGCUUGACCAAGACCGACUGCCAAUAAUAGAACCUGUUAAUAUUAAUGAAGAAAGUGAGGGAAUUGACCAAAACACCCAAAUUAGGAAUCAAGGAAUUAUAGCUUUGAGCUACCGUGACUGGGAGGAGAUCGUGAAGACCUUCGAGAUAUCAGAGCCUGUGAUUGCUUCAGGCCAGAGUCAGCAGAGGCUAAGCGCUUGACGCCAGCAAAGGACUCAGAUGGAUAGCGAAAUCCAAAAAGGGAAGCAGCAUGUAUUGUAUAUAUUGUAUGAUUAAACAUUUUUAAAGACAGAUUGUUUUUAGUAAAAUGUAGCUUUUGAUAGUUAUGAAUUUGUCAUGGUUGUCUUUGAUUAAAGGAAAUUCACUGCCAUAUUCACAAA
Messenger RNA from Canis lupus familiaris (dog), 1359 nucleotides. It is a transcript of the gene NSMCE4A, whose product is annotated as NSE4 homolog A, SMC5-SMC6 complex component. Lineage: Eukaryota; Metazoa; Chordata; Mammalia; Carnivora; Canidae. The record is from RefSeq and is a predicted model, not a curated record. Gene Ontology annotation, cellular component: nucleus; Smc5-Smc6 complex. Gene Ontology annotation, biological process: DNA repair. The transcript is spliced from 11 exons. The coding region runs from base 17 to 1180 and encodes 387 amino acids.